CAUUUGGUACAGAAUUUUCAAAGAGUAUCUAGAAAUAAUGGUGAACUACAGUGCUUAAAUUGGGUAAAAAGAAACCUUGAGGAGCUCAAUUUGUUUCCAGGUAAAGGCUCUUCUUUUGGAAAUUUCACUCAGCAACACAAUGACACCAGAUUUAAAACAAAUUAUUUUUAAAAACCAUAUUGAAAUAAGAAGACAGCAAGCUUGCUAGUUAGGCAAACCUCCAAGAUAGGAUACUUAUCAUUUUUUUUCUUUUCUGCUUUCCCAUGGACUCCCUAGGUGUCUUUAAUUGCUGUUAAUAUAUUGUAAUUUAGUGUGUGAGCAUGGUUGUUGUGACUCUCCAGGAAUUCAGAGAUCAGAAAUGUCAGGUAGGUUAAGGGGAACACAGAGUAACUUGAGGUCGUGCAGCCAGUGUUGAAUUGAUCCAAUGACUCUCGGAACUGACAUCGGGUCCCCGUGCGCCCUUCCCGCAGCGCCCGACCGGCUGCAGUCGGGGGUGGGGGUGGGGAGGACCAUGCCCGCUCCGGGUCAGCAGGGAAGUGACACCAGACAGAACGUGGCGUGAGUCCCCGGGUACGAGGUCCUUCCUCUGCGGCUCCUUCAAUCAUGGCUGUGACGUCACGCCCGGGACUUACCGUUGCCACGAGACGGCUGCGUUCCGUUUCCGGUCGGUUGCCCCGGAGCGUGAAUACACAGAGCAGUCCCGCAGGGAGCCGAGGGGUCGUGGAGAGCGAACCCCAUACGCGGAGCCAUGAGCCAGCGGCAGGUGCUGCAAGUGUUCGAGCUGUACCAGAAUGCCCGGACCCGAUUCGUGCAGAUGGUGGCGGAGCAAGCGACCAGACCUCAGAACAUCGAGACACUGCAGAAUGCAGUGUGUCUACAAGAAAGCAGCUGCCUUUGUGCUCCGAGCAGUUGGUAAACACUCUCCUCAGCUGGCACAGGCCACAGUUGACUGUGGUGCCCUGGACUCUCUUGUGAUAUGCUUGGAAGAUUUUGACCCUGGAGUCAAGGAAGCUGCAGCCUGGGCACUUGCUUAUAUUGCAAGGCAUAAUGCAGAACUGUCACAAGCUGUGGUGGAUGCGGGAGCUGUUCCUCUUUUAGUUCUCUGUAUCCAGGAGCCAGAAAUUGCUUUGAAAAAGAUUGCUGCCUUGGCCCUCGGUGAUAUUUCAAAGCAUUCUUCCGAGUUAGCACAGACGGUGGUGGAUUCGGGAGCUAUUGCUCACUUAGCCCAGAUGAUCCUCAACCCUGAUGAAAAAUUGAAGCAACAGGUCCUUUCAGCUCUCAGUCAUAUUGCAAAGCACACUGUGGAUCUGGCAGAGAUGGUUGUUGAAGCAGAGAUUUUCCCGGUUGUACUUACCUGUCUUAAGGACAAAGACGAAUAUGUGAAGAAAAACGCUUGUACUUUAAUUAGAGAGAUUGCAAAGCAUACACCUGAGCUCUCACAGCUGAUCGUCAAUGCAGGAGGUGUAGCUGCAGUGAUAGAUUGCAUUGAGUCCUGCAAAGGGAACAUCCGGCUGCCUGGCAUCAUGAUGCUGGGCUAUGUGGCUGCUCAUUCUGAGAACCUGGCCAUGGCAGUGAUCAUCUCCAAGGGUGUGCCCCAGUUGUCAGCCUGCCUGUCAGAGGAACCGGAAGAUCAUAUUAAAGCUGCGGCUGCCUGGGCUCUAGGACAGGUUGGGAGACACACUCCGGAGCACGCACGGGCCGUUGCUCUCACAGACGUGUUGCCAGUGCUUCUGGCUUUGUACUUGUCUACAGAGAGCUCUGAGGACCUGCAGGUGAAAUGUAAAAAGGCCAUAAAGAAUAUCAUACAAAAAUGCACCUACCUCCCAGCUCUCGAGCCGUUUCUCUAUGAUGCCCCUCCCAAUAUCCUGAAGUAUGUAGCUGGACAGUUCAGUAAGGUGUUGCCUCAUGAUAGCAAAGCUCGACGGCUUUUUGUAAUGAGUGGUGGACUUAAAAAGAUCCAAGAGAUAAAAGCAGAACCUGGUUCUCUCCUCCAAGAAUACAUCAACAAUAUUAACAACUGUUACCCAGAAGAAAUAGUAAGGUACUAUUCCCCUGGAUAUUCAGAUACGCUUCUGCAGAGGGUGGACAGCUAUCAGCCUCUCACUAACUGAACAAAGUGUAUUUUAUACUCAGAUUUACAAGAUGUUAAAGAUCUUUCUAAAAUGUUUAGCCUAAGUACAUCCCAGUUUUGUACAAUGUGAAAUACCUUAAAUGUUUUCUAUGCUUAUGUAAUACUUUAUAAAUUAUUAGUUUUGAUUAUGAAAGACUAGUUAUAAUCAUUUGCAUGCAUAGAGAUAUUCACAAAGGAAGGUUUAAAUGGUAAUAAAGGGGUUUAAGGUAUUUAUUUUUCUACAAAUUACAUAAACACAACACAACACACACAUCUUUAUGACUAGAUAUAAAUGAGACAUGCUGUUAGAAAACCCUUAGCUAUUUCCUCAUGGGGAUGGGAAAGGAAACUGACCUUGUCAGUUACACAGAAAAUAGGGAGAGAAGUACACAAAGAGAAAGUGGUGGCAGAAAUACAAGGCCUUAAAAAAGAUUUGUGGUUACUUGCGUGCACUGAAUUAAUGCAAGAGAACUACAGAGAGCCUGCCUGGUUUCCUAAGGACUCAGGAAAGCCCUCCUCUUUUAUUAGUUUUAUUUAUGUUUAUGAGUGUUUUGUUUACAUGUAUGUCUGUGUACCAUGUGCAUGCCUGGUACCCAGAAGAGAGCUUCAGAUCUCCUGGGACUGGCGUUACAGAUGGUUGUAAGGCAUUAUGCAGGUGCUGGGAAUUCAACUAAGGUCCUCUGGAAGAGCAAGCAGCCAGGGCUCUUAACCACUGAACCAUCUCUCUCUAUUGCCCCUAACAGUAUAUUUCUUGAGUGGCCUUUCCUGGAGGCCUGAAGAAUAGAGAGGGACAAGAUAUCCUAGAAAAUCCCCAAGCUACAGUAGGCCCAGUUCUGAAAAACUGGUUUCAAGUUUCCAUCUUAGACUACUGUUAUGUUUAGUUUUCUCAAAAUGAAAGCCCCCAUUCAUAUGGAGCAUUUUUCUGGGUUUACCUCCAUCUUCCUUAUUUUCUGCCAACAGCUUUGUCAACUUUAAAAAACUUCUUCAUAACCAGCAACCAAUUUCCCAUCUCGUUUUUACUUGUGUCAAGCUAGACUAAUCUAGUGGUUUCCUGUUUGUGGUGGUAUGCUGAGGAUUGAACUCAUGCUCAUGUAUGUACAGUGCACACCCCCACUCCUGAUUUCAUUUCUUAAUACUUUCAUAGCCUAUUUUUAUUUCCUUACAGAAAGUUAUUAGACUUAUUUCAUAGGAAAAUAUCAUUUUUAUUCUUUCUUUUUAAAGUUUCCACUUCUCUUUCCUGUCCAUCCAGUUUGUCUUCUAAGACAUUUAAUGGUCUGAGGAGAUGAAAGUAGCUUUCAUCAUUUUUUUUUCUUUCUUUUUUUCUUUUUUGAGACAGGGGUUCUCUGCAUAGGCUGGAACUCACUCUGUAGAUCAGGAUGGUCUUGAACUCAUAGAGAUCUCCCUGCCUCUGCCUCUCAAGUGCUGGGAUUAAAAGCGUGUGCCACCAUCACCCAGCUUCAUGCUUAAUUAGGCCUUUUCAGCCUUGUGUGAUGGCUCAGGCCUAGGGAAGCUAUGGUGUCAGGAUUUCAAAUUUGAGACUAGUGUGUGACAGAAUAAAACACUGUCUGAAACAAAAACAAAUCAACAAAAACACAACAGUUUUUCUUACAUGACCAUAAUGGUGGUAACAAAAAUUAAUUUGUCUAGGUUAAAAUCUUUAGAUAUUAGAAUGGUAAAUUCUCUCUUGUUUCUUCCUAUUACCAUUAUACUUUGUAGUUGACAUUUUUUACUUUAUAUGUCAUUUUAUCUUUAUCAACGGGUACUAUACUGAGAAUAAAAUGAUACUGUUCUGCUAGAUGUUUCUAAUUUGAUCAGAUGGGAUUAGGAAAUUUUAAGUUAUAUUUCUUUUUUGGCUUGUUUGUUUUGUUUGAGACAGGGUAUAUUAUGUACCACUGGCUGUCCUGGAACUCACAAUAUAGACCAGGCUGGCCUCCAAUUCAAUGAGGUCUGCUCACUUCUGUCUUGGAAGUGCUGAUAUUAAGGGGUAUGCCACCACACCCA
Molecule: messenger RNA, 4111 nt
Organism: Cricetulus griseus (Chinese hamster)
Lineage: Eukaryota; Metazoa; Chordata; Mammalia; Rodentia; Cricetidae
Source: RefSeq, a predicted model, not a curated record